AUGACAACAACAAAACCGUCCUCAAGUGACGUCAUCACAAACUCCCUCCCCUCCCUCUCCAAACUCAAGCAAUCCCACGAAGCUGAACUUAAAUCUCAGAUUAAAAUCACCAACACCCUCAAAGUCGCCGUCCAAGACUAUGUAGAAAAACAAGCUCAAACAAUCCAAAAAUUCAACUCCCACUCCGACCGCCGGCGUAUCCUGAUGGAGAAAAUCCAGGAUCUCAUCGACCAGGCAUCUGCUUUAGAAACAGACAACAGAGAGUGCCAAAACAAAGUAGACUCCCUGGACAGAGAGAUGUUGGAAGUGCGGGACGAACAGAGGACGUUAGAGGAUGAUUACAGUAACAGGAUGAAUGAGGUACGAGGGAAGAUAACAGGAAGUAAGAAGAAUUACAGCCAUGAAGUGGUGGUGAGGAGAGGGGAGGAGCUGAGGGAGGAGAAGAGGGGGUUGUUGGAGAGGUGUGAAGCGAUCGAGGAGCUGAUUAAGAUGGAAAAAGAGGAGGAAAAGGAGGAGGAAGAAGAGGAGAUGAUUCAAGGAACGUGA
Messenger RNA from Bolinopsis microptera, 546 nucleotides. Its product is annotated as mRNA export factor GLE1-like. The record is from RefSeq and is a predicted model, not a curated record. Lineage: Eukaryota; Metazoa; Ctenophora; Tentaculata; Lobata; Bolinopsidae. Bases 1 to 546 code for a protein of 181 amino acids. The transcript has a single exon.